AUGAAGGUCGUCGAACUGAAGCAAGAGCUACGGAAGCGCGACCUCCCGACGAACGGAAGAAAGCACGAACUGAUCGAGAGGCUUCGCGAGUUCGACCGACGAGAGCAAGACCACGCGCAUCACGUGGACGCGAAGAGCGAGAUCACCGACGAGGCAUCGGCCGCUGAACCCGUCGAAUCAAUCGAAGAAACCACCGUAGAGGAAGGACACAACACCGAAGAGCAGCAACCGACGGUAGAGACUGCGGGCGAGGACGAAGAAGAAACGGCGGAGGGACGAGUUGAACGAACGAUCGAAGAAGAGACGGAGGACGGUGCGGACAUGGGCGCGAAGGAAGCGAGCGGAGAAGUGAGAGAAGAAGAGGAGGAGAGCGAUGAGGUGGCAGCCGACGAAGAAGAAGAAGAAGAAGAAGAAGAAAAGAUCGACCCCGAAUCCCUCAAGGUGGAGGAGCUGAAGCGCGAGCUCAGGAAGUGCCAUCUGCCGACCAACGGGAGGAAGUUCGAGCUGGUCAGACGACUCCGUGACUACCUGGCGCAGGAAGAGGAGGUGGCCGAGCCCGCAGCUGUCGAAGAAGCGGUGGUGACUGAGGUCUUCGUCGCAGAGCCGCCGGCCGAGGAUGUGAGCGAUCACGUGCAGGCCAGCGCGGAUGGUGAAGACGAGGAGGCAGCGGAUGAAGGACCCAGUUCGGUCAAGGAGGCUUCGUUGGAGGAGGCAACAUUCGAAGCGAACAAUGCCGUCCAGAA
This is a messenger RNA of Acanthamoeba castellanii str. Neff, 743 nucleotides long. RefSeq names its product SAP domain containing protein. The transcript has a single exon. Gene Ontology annotation, cellular component: nucleus. NCBI's taxonomy places the organism in Eukaryota, Discosea, Longamoebia, Acanthamoebidae. The record is from RefSeq and is a predicted model, not a curated record. The annotation marks the transcript as partial. Gene Ontology annotation, biological process: poly(A)+ mRNA export from nucleus.